Colletotrichum scovillei is the source of this 1335-nucleotide messenger RNA. RefSeq lists its product as uncharacterized. The record is from RefSeq and is a predicted model, not a curated record. NCBI's taxonomy places the organism in Eukaryota, Fungi, Ascomycota, Sordariomycetes, Glomerellales, Glomerellaceae. The transcript is spliced from 5 exons. The coding region runs from base 1 to 1335 and encodes 444 amino acids.
AUGGCACGCCCAUGGCGUUUUACAUGUCCCUGGCGAAGUAUCUUGGCUUUACUAUCAAGCGUUUCUCUUCUCAUUGCAUCAUCCAUCCCAGAAGAUGCCAAUGAGUACGGCUUCUCAUUCACAUCUCGCGAUGUCGGAAGAGCAGUACCAGACUUCAUACUGAAACACGCGCCACUGAUAUGGCUACACUCAGACGACCCAUUCCGCCCGGCAGAUAUACUCGAACAUGUCCGCCAUACCACGCCGAUGGUGCACAUGGAGCCCAUCAGAGGACUGCCACAACUCGAUCUCGAUAAUUUGGCUAUGCUAAACGACUACUGGAAUAACGGCCCAGUUUCGCUGACUGCAAACGGCGACAUCACCAGCCUUCCUACCUGGCUCUUUGGAGAGACGCCAGAUGAGUCGGGGAAGCUACACAAUGCCACCUCUUGUGUUGUGAUCACCGUCGAUAGGGGCUCAGGAGAUCUGGAUGCCUUUUACUUCUACUUCUACUCGUACGAUCAAGGGGCAAACAUCACUCAGGUUCUACCACCUAUGAAUGGAUUGAUAGAAGACACUGAGCAUGGGAUGCACUUUGGUGAUCAUGUUGGUGACUGGGAGCAUAACAUGAUUCGAUUUCACGACGGGAAACCUACCGGUAUCUAUUACAGUCAACAUUCUUCGGGCUCUGCCUACAAGUGGGAUGAUAAGGCCCUAUCAGUGGAAAAUGGUCGGCCUAUCGUUUACAGCGCAUGGGGUUCUCACGCGAAUUGGGCAUCUCCUGGCGAUCACGUUCACGACUCAGUCUUGUUAGACUACUGUGACGCAGGCCAAAUCUGGGACCCUGUAUCUUCGGCAUAUUACUAUAAAUUCGACCCCGAAACAUCACUCUUAACGAGCAUAUUUCCACCCGGGGCGGAAGCUUCUACCAAUCUCACAUCCUUCUUGUACUAUUCCGGUAUAUGGGGAGACUUCCAAUACCCCGACGACCAUCCACGUCAGAAGAUCGUACCCUACUUUGGUCUGAAGCGUUACGUCUCCGGCCCGACGGGCCCGACUACGAAGCAGCUUGUAAGGAAGCGACUCUUUCCCGACCACCCUGAAAGAAAGAAUCUUUUGCAGUGGGGAGUUGGCAUAUACAUGUCGCUGUAUCCAUGCUGUUUUAGGGGAUGGAGAGCCUGGGCUUCUGGCAUCGCCUUCAUUGGGUUGUUGGUGUGCAUUGUCCUUGGGAUCAAACGCUCUUUGAAGUGGGCUAGGGCGCGGAAGGAGGGGUAUAAGAAGAUCGGCAACGAGGAAAGCAUUCCGUUGUGGGAACUGGACUACUUAGAUGACAGAACUUCGAAUCACCGGGAUUGA